Limulus polyphemus (Atlantic horseshoe crab) is the source of this 10144-nucleotide messenger RNA. RefSeq lists its product as uncharacterized. Gene Ontology annotation, biological process: COPII vesicle coat assembly; Golgi organization; autophagy. Bases 105 to 9212 code for a protein of 3035 amino acids. Gene Ontology annotation, cellular component: ER to Golgi transport vesicle membrane; endoplasmic reticulum exit site. The record is from RefSeq and is a predicted model, not a curated record. NCBI's taxonomy places the organism in Eukaryota, Metazoa, Arthropoda, Merostomata, Xiphosura, Limulidae. The transcript is spliced from 35 exons.
AUAAUAUAAAGUAGUACUAAACAAGAGGAAACAUAUUUUAGCAUAAAAUAUUUGAUUUAGGCUGAUUGUUCAGGAAGAAAUAUUUUGAAAAUUAAACCUGUGUGAUGAGCAAACGACUUCUUGCCAGAGGAAGAUAUCCAAAAGCACCUAACCAGGCACCCAGUACAAGUGCUUCCCAGUGGUCUAGUCCAAGUGUGUCGGGUUUAACUGAUAUGAAUAGUUCUGCAGAUUCUAGUGGCAUUCAGUUCUACAAUCCGCAAGCCCUUGGCAGACAAGUGAAUCCAGGAGGGUCAACUUAUCAGUCUAGUUCAGUUGAUCCUUGGAAUUGGGAACCAGAAGGUGGUCAGCAGCAAGAUAAUGUGUCUGGUUACGAAGCUAACCCUACUCCACCAAAUCAAUAUUCUUGGAACUAUAGAAGAGACUACGUGGCUGAGAAUUCAUCCCAUCCAUAUCCUCUACAUUCUCAACAAUCACCACCCCAAUAUAUGUUAGAUGCCCCACAGUCACCUACACAACAUAUGUCAGAUGCCCCACAGUCACCUCCACAACAUAUGUUAGAUGCCCCACAGUCGCCACCACGACAUAUGUUAGAUUCCCAACCGUUGCCACCACAACAUAUGUUAGAUUCCCAACAAUUACAUAAGCAUUCAGUAGAUUCAGAGCAAGUCAAAUCUAGCAUAGCAGAUUCUCAGCAAUUGCAGCAUCACACGUAUUCCCACCAUGUGUCUCAACAAUAUACUAUAGAUUCAGGACAAAUGCCACACCUUUAUUCAAUAGCUCCACAACAGAUGUCUCAGCAACAACAGGUUGACCUACAACAGAAGACUCAACAAUACCAAGUUAAUUCCCAAGAGAUGUCUCAUUACUACUUAGAUAAUUCCCAGCAAUUGUCUCAACAGUAUUCAACAGAUCCUCAACAAAUAUUACAACAACAACAUCAAAUUGAUUCCUACCCAUUGUCACCAGGACAUAGAGCAGAUUCUCAACAUUAUUAUGGGUAUGAUCCAGGUCAAAUUUCUCAACAUAAUGUGAUGUAUUCUCAGUUAGUUCCUCAACAACCUGUGGGUGACUCUCCAAACAUUCCAAUGACACAGUUUGCAGACAGCAGUCACCUAGAAAACAGUACUUUAAAUACUAACCCAAGCUGGAACAGCGGUGGUUAUACUGUGCCAAAUCCAUAUAGCUGGCAAGAGGGUGAGUGGCAUGACCAGUCAAGUCAGUCUUACUCAAACAUGCCGUCAUCAGAUGAUCAAAACAGCCAUCUAAAACAAGUACAACAAGGAUGGCAUGAAAGUCUAGGGAUUCAAGGCGAUUCCAGAUCAGAUCAGCAGCACUACUGUGCAUCAGUGACACCCAAGUUACCAGUUGACCUUCAUGUAGAACAAAAAGAUCUUGAUGCUUGUGAUGAAGGCAUGAGUAAAUUCUUCAAUAGUGACAUUCAGGAUAGAGUAGAAACUGUACCUCCUCCUUCUCAAAGCAUUGGGGAGAUUUAUAAAUUUCAAGCCUCUGACCAAGCAGCCAUGACAGAAGUGACUCAUUCUACUGCUGAAGAUACAAGUGUUGAGGAAGUUGACCAGCGUAUGGUACACAACCUUCAGAACAUUGGAAAAUUAGACUACCUCACAAACACUUGUCCAGAAGGAAGUGAAAUGAUUGAUUUUGAUAAACAAAACUUUGUAAUACAGGAAGGUCAAUCUGGAAAAGGGAAAGAAAUAGAUCCAGAGAGUGUGGAAGACUUAAGUGUUAGCAUUCAAAAAAUCAACUUAUCAGAUGAGCCAGUAAACAAAGAAAUACCAGAACCACAUGAAUCUACCCUAAAGCAUCAAGAUCAGUCAGCAGAUGAAGAACAGAACUUUGGACAUGUUCUUGAGAACACAUCAGGGUCUUUCCUUUCUUCUGGAUCAAUAAUACCAAUUGAUACAGCUGUAAAAAGUCAACUGCAAGAUGGACUAUCUCCACUGCAAGGUCAACAGUUUGAGCAAGAAGAGAUGGAAAUGCCAAACCAGCAGAAUCCUCAAGACAUCUUUGGUCAACUUCCUUCUAUAAAUACUGGCAUACCAUAUUCCCAUCCCAGUCAAGGUGGGGUUCCUGUUGUUAUCAAACCUCGAGAAGGAAGUCCUUUUAAACCUCCAACUAAACAACCAAAAGGUAUUGUGCAGCAAGAAGUCUUGCACCACUGUCUUUCUGUCUCUUCCUCUCACCACCAUGAUGGGAUAAUGCUGGAACCUGAUAACCUAGAGAAGCCACCAGAUGCAAGUCAGGUUCAUAACAUACAUAGACAUAGAUAUCAUUUGCCUCGAAACACGUUUGGUGGUUCUCCAAGUACUACUUUAUGGGAUAGUCCAGAAUUACCUAGUGUCCAUUUAGUUCCAGCUGUUUUACCUGUCAGUGCUGGUCAGCUUGAGACAACAGAAAUGAACCCAUGCAUAGGAACCAGUGAGAACUCAUCCAGUCCUGCUCCACGUCAAAGUCCAUUAGGAGAAGAUUCAGAUGCAGGGAGGAAAAAUCAAACAAUUCAGCAGGUCACAAGAAGUGAAACUGAAGAAGAAGACGUUUUGUCAUCUCUACAAAAAAUAGAUAGCCCAGCACCACCCCCUGCUGCUGCUGUUCACCUUCUUCAGAGAAUGUCCCCUGCAGGUGCUGGUUUACCUCAGGUUAUGCCUAAGCUUUCACCAAAUACUGAAGAUGAAAACACAAAGAGAGACAAAAACUACCAGAAAGGUACACUACAUUCCCACCUGCCUGAAGAUCACCAAGAUUUGCAAUGUGGCUCAGGAAUGGACAUUAUAGGAACAGAUAGUAGACCAGUUAGCACCCACUGUGGUCUUACAUCCUCCGCAGAUAUCCGACAGUCUGAACAAGAAGACUGGCUUAUGUCAAACAGAGUUGUCAACAGUCGAUGGCAGGUCAAUAAAAUAUCAAAUGAAAGAGGAGAGGCAGGAGUGCGACCUGAGGUUGUAGGUGACAACCAGAAAAGAAGUGGAGAAGACAAGGAUUGUAGUUGGCCAAUGGAUGAUUUUUCAGGUGAAAUUGAUCAUUCUGUAGUCCGACCUGAGGUUGUAGGAAAUAACCAGUCAGGAGGUGACAGUUUUGGCAGAGAAAGAAAACCAGAAGAAGUUAAAAAUAGUCAGUGGGAGUUGGAUGAGUUGUCAGCAGUUGGGGAGCACUCAGCUGCAAGACCAGAUGGUUUGCGUAACAGCCACAUAAGAGCUAGGAACGCUCACAGAAAUAGAUCAGAGGACACGAGAACCAAUCAGUGGGUGCCUGAAAAUUUGGUAGGUGUUGAGAAACAGGAAGCUGUUCGUCCUGAAGUGUUAGGAACUAGUCAGAUAAGAAGAGAAAAUAGAAAGCUAGCAGGAGACAAAAAGUAUGGAGAUAGUCAAUAUAUUAGUGGGCAGGUUGAAACAGAUAUUUCUGGAAGAAGGUUCCCUGAGGACCAGCACUAUGAUGGUGGGUCUAAAUCUUCGUCUCCUAAAAGGCCUUUAUCAAGAAGUGGAGAUCCUCGAGGACAGAAUCGGCUUGAAGCUGAGCAUCACAGAUUGGAGUCCAGUUGUGAUCGGCAUGUUGACCGUAAAGAUUUUGUAGAAAGAAAACGAGAUUUUGAUGAUCGAAGAUAUCGAGAAUAUGAUGAUCGAGGCUAUUACUAUGGUGAUAGAGAUAGGUCUAGACCUUCUAGUCGUGUUUCUCAUGCAGAAUCUCUGGAUGGGCGAGAUCGUUAUCGUGGCGAUCGAGAUUCAAGGUUUCCUUAUUAUUCAGAUUACAAUAGACCUUUAUCUCGUGCCGAAACAGAGAGGCCACGCUACAGUGAUUCACCAGCAGAUUACGGACGGCAUGAUAGGAAUGGCUACUACAGUAGAGUUCGAGAGCAGAGAGGAAGUGACUAUGAUUAUUAUCAGAGAGAUCCAUAUUACUCCUACUAUGACCCCUACAGAUAUGCAUACAGCAGUUACAACUAUGGUUUCUAUGAUGAACUAUACCGAACAGACCCUCUAUACAGACAACAGAUGGCAGAUCGCUACAGGCAGUAUUACGCUCAAUUGGGUUAUGAUACAUCAGAGUUUGAUAGAUUAAGUGUUCAUUCAGGUCGGAGUUCAGUUAAUGAAGAACUUAGAAAAGAUUCUCAAAGGGACCUAAGUCGAACCUCUCUUUCUGGGCUGGACUAUUCCAGUUAUAGCCAGCUGCAUGAGUUUGAUGCUUCAUACACAAGUAAAUAUGCAGAAUCAUCUAGAGUACAGGAAACAUCAACUGUCGCUACGCCACCACGCUUGACUCCUGCAAAGUUUUCUACUCCUCAUCUCGUUAGUCGAUUCACUCCUGGAGGAUAUUUACUGAAGGUUUCUGGGUCAAGUCAGACUUCUUCUGUGGAGAUACAUGAUGUCCAGAAUCUGAUAUUAUCUGGGGAUUACGAAGAACUACGGGUCUUUCCAGGUCCUUUAGUUAGGGGCAGAACUCAUAAGAAUGAUGUUAUCCACUUUUGCCAGAGAAAGAUUGAUCACUUUAAAAGUAUACAAGGCUUGGCUGAUCGUGAAUCUUUUAUCCUUUUGUGGGAACUUCUUGUCCUAAUUCUACGGCAAAAUGGGAGCAUUGUAGGAAGUGACAUAGCUGAACUGCUAUUAGCAAACCAUGAAAUACUGAAAUCUAAACAGACAAUGGAACAAAGUACAAACUUUAGUCCACAAGAAGAACUUAGUCCAGAAAUUCGAGGAACAGCAGAAACUUCUCCGGAUGAAGGAAUCGUUGUUGCUCAAGACCGAACAUUGCUGAACUCAUCUAGAACAUUGGUUGUCGAAGAUGUAACAAGAAAGUUUCGAGAAUUUUUGCUCUUUGGAAACAAAAAGGACUCAUUGGAAUGGGCUAUGAAGCAUGGUCUCUGGGGUCAUGCUUUGUUUUUAGCCUCCAAAAUGGAUAGCAGAACCUAUGGCACUGUGAUGACAAGGUUUGCAAAUUCUCUCACUUUGAAUGACCCUUUACAAACAUUGUAUCAACUUAUGUCUGGACGGCAACCUGCAGCUGUUACUUGUGUUGCAGAGGAAAGAUGGGGAGAUUGGAGACCUCAUCUUGCCAUGAUUCUGUCCAACCCAUCACAACGUCCUGACUUGGACCAGAGGAGUAUCACCACUCUUGGAGAUACUUUAGGGAGUCAAGGUUGUCUUGCUGCUGCUCAUUUCUGUUAUUUGAUGGCCCAAACUGACUUUGGCAUUUUUUCUCAGAAGUCUAGUAAACUGAUUCUACUUGGAGCUAACCACAUGCUGUCGUUCAGCGAGUUUGCUUCUAAUGAAGCCAUACAGUGUACAGAGAUCUUUGAAUAUGGCAUGUCACUAGGGACACAAGGCUAUGUACUACCACACCUACAGGCCUACAAGUUUCUCUAUGCUACCUGUUUGGUGGACUCUGGACUUUUGGAGGAGGCCUUACACUACUGUGAAGUUAUAAGUGAGACUGUUAUAAAAAUGCCUCAGAUGUAUUCAUCCACACUGGUUUCCCAAGUCUAUGAGCUUGCCAGCAAGCUGAAAUAUCAUGAUCCACAUUAUACCCAAGAACAAGGAGAAUUUGAAGAGUUGAAUGAUCCUUUGUGGCUGAUAAACUUGGCUAACUUACACCAAGCUUUUAUGAGUACUACAGUAUUACCCAACUAUUCACUAGCCAGUACAACAGAUGAUAUGAUAGAAGCUCCACCUGUUGGUGAUGUUACUGAUAGCACAAGUAUUUACAGUGGAGCUGUGAGUCAAGAAGGUUACCAAAACUAUGCACCUGAGGAGCAAAGUUCUAUGCACGUUACGAACUAUGAUACACUGGAGCACUCAAUGUCCUACAACCCUGGUCAAUUUUCCUCAAACCAAUGGUCCCAAAGCGCAGUCCCAGAGCAACAAGAUACUAACAAGUACCGGGUGACCGAUUCUGUGGUUACAGAUUCUGCAGCUCAAGAAACUACUCCAGUGUUAUCUACAGGGAUGGGAACUUUUGACUACUAUGGUGCAAGCACGCAACAGGAGAGGAGAUCUUGUUCGCCUCCUCAGGUAAACUCAAAUCUUUUAUUCUUCGAGGAACACCAUCAGUGUCUAUGUAAAUCAUCCAUUGAUUGUAAACAAAAUUGGCUAAAUGUCCAGGAACAGUUUUUAGUGGAAUCUUCCAAUGAUCAUGAACAGUCUAUACCUAAUUCAUCCUGUAAUCAGGAUAAGAUUUUACCAGAAUCUUCCAGUGAUCAAGAACAUGUCUUUCCUAACUCUUCCUGUGAUCAGUAUCAGAGUUUACAGGAAUCUUGUAGCGAACGUGAACAAACCAUACCUAAUUCUUCUUGUAAUCAGGAUCAGAUUUUACCAGAAUCUUCCAGUGAUCAUGAACAUGUCUUUCCUAAGUAUUCCUGUGUUCAGUAUCAGAGUUUACGGGAAUCUUCCAGUGAACGUGAACAGUCGAUACCUAAUUCUUCCUGUAAUGAGGAACAGAUUUUAUGUAAAUCAUUUGCUGCAGAAGAACUAGUUUUACAUAAAUCUUUAAAAGAUCAAGAAGCAACAUCUAACAAGCACAUUUUAUCAACACAUUCAACCAGUGAGGAAGAGAGAUUGUUUUUGUACUUUAAUGGUCAGCAAAAUAUUGUGCUCAAAUCCUCUCAUGAUCAAGAUCAUUGUUUGGCUGAGUCUUCUGUGAACCAAGGUCACACCUUAUCAAAGACUUCAAAUCACAAAAUUCAGUUGUCAUCUAAUAAUCAAAAACCAAAAAUACAUAAUUUCUCCUCUGAUCAGAAUCAGUCCUUCCCAAGUUCCAGGAAACAAAGUCAGCUAUUACCAUUGUGUUCUACAAAUUGCAGAGAAGCUAUAGAUAAAUGUUCCAAUGAUAAAGAGCAGGGUUGUACAAGUACCUCUCAAGAUAGAAAUAUUAAUUAUCCACACCUUACUGAUCUGAAGCAGGACUUACCUGAAUACAUCAAUGAUAAGAAGCUGGAAUUGCCUGAAUUUUUUAUUGAUGAGGAUCAAGAUUUAUCUGAUUACCUCAAGAAACAAAAUCUGAACAGAUGCAUAACUUAUAAUGAACUAAAAGGUGGUUUACCUAAAGCAAUCAGUCAUAAAGAACUUAAGUAUUCAAGUGAUCAGGAGUCUUUAUUACCAGACUCUUACAGGGACAUGGAUCCUUUACUUCCAAAAAGUGAUUCUGAAAGCUGUGAGGGAGGAUCAUCCACUACCACCCAGAGCACUCCUCAUCAUGGUCCAUCAGGCAAGGCAAACAUUGAAGAGAUGCAAUCUUUACUGCAAAAGGAUACUAAGCCUAGGCUAUUGAAUUCAUGUUUGAAAUCAGAUAAGAAAAACUGUCAUGAGCAAAGCAAGAAAAAAAUUCAGUUUGAUAUGAGUACCUCUAAAGGACAGAAAAAAAAAGGCACAGAUGUUGGUAGAAUAAAGCGGUUUGUUUUGUACAGACAGAGAUUACUAGCAAGGAAAGGGUUAGUCAAGGACAUUACAGACAGUAGUUCUGACUGUAGUCCAGAAAAGAGCCAUUUGGCCUGUUCAUCCAACUCUCAGUCGUUUAUGAGAGAUUGUUUAAGUGAUAUUAACUCUGGAAGUACCAGUCAGGUUAGUGACAAAGACUCCGGAAAGGUACAGAAGAUUGGAAUUAAAAUGUUUCGAUUUGGUUGCAGAAGGAAAAAGAAGAAAAAAAAUAAAACUGUUAUUGAAAAAAUUGAGACAUCUAAAACGUUUGCCAUUGACAAACCUGUAGAACUUCAGCAUUUGUCAGGGAGUGAAAAACUUACUUUUAAACGAAAAGAAUUGUUAAAUAACCAUCAAACUAAGGAUUCUGGAAAUCUGUUUAAAACAUCAUUCUCUAAGCGCUUGACAGCCACAGUAAACUCUUGCCAACAGCCUUCCUACACAGAGUUGCAUUUAGCUAUUGCUUCCUUAUUAAAGAAACAACCACUGGUGUUUGGUGGAACCUUUCCUAUUGAUGAACCAUGUACUGUGAAGGUACCUCCUGUUGCUCUGAAGCUUGACAGAGUUGCCACCCCUUCUAAUAAAGGAACCAUUCAAGAAUAUACAAGCUUGUUCCGGCCAGUAGGCAUCUGUGGUGAACGUCAUAAGAAGACAACUUUUCCUGUAGAUGCACCUUGCUGCUCGCAGCCUAAUUUGUGUUCUGAACAUGCUGACUACUGGAGUGACAAAAACUUGUCUUCAAGCGACAUUGCUGAAAAACAAGAGUGUCUAGGAGAAACAUCAGUGAAGAAGAAAGUUUUAAGGAAGACCAUAUCAGUGGACUAUGGACAGUGUCCAGACAAGCAACAGUCAAGCUUCCUUCGUUGUCGUAAACCUGAAAGACAAGAAAGAAAAAGUGAAGCAUGUUCCAGGAAGAGUUACACCGUUCCUCAAAACCACGGCUGGAAUUAUGGAGCUCCCCCAUUGAGUAAACAGUCCUCUACUCGUGAACGGCAAGAUAGCACCAGCAGUUUUGGUAGAGAACGAAGAGACAGUUCUUUGAGCUCUGGAAGCAACCCCAACACGUUAUAUAAGACAACCCCGCAGCAGCCCUUGAGCACUUCUCAAAGUUCAUAUGCCAGUGAAAACACAAAAAAGAUAGAAAAGAAAGAGGAAAAAAACAAGCCACAAGCUGGUCGAAGUUGGCUUGGUGGAAUAUUUAAUAUCAUUAUUCCUAAAGGGCCAAAGAAGAUGAUUCUCCCAGAUGAUAAGAAUCCAAAGAUUAUCUGGGAUGAAAAGAAGAAGUGUUGGGUUGAUACUGAUGGGGAUGAUGAUGCCUCUUCAUCAAGUCAGAUGGCAGCACCUCCCACGGACUCUGAACUUUUGAAUAAAGUUCCUGAAAAACCCAAAGUUCCACCUAGUGGCCCACAGUCUGGUAUCAAUAGAUUUCAAAGACCAAAGGGAAAAGGAAUGAGACAAAAUUACGUUGACAUCCUGAACCCCAGAGAAACAAACAAACCUGUGCCAACGCCAGAUUUACUUCCUCCACCAUCUGGUCCAGCAAUGCCUAACCUUCUAAUACCAUCAGCAGUUCCAGAUCCUUCUAAUACUGGAACCUCUGAAGUUCUGACCGGACCAUCACAAGUUGGUAAUCCAAAUUCUCAGCCCAAUACUCCUGAUGUCCUUGAAACCUCCACCUCAACAAUGGAGCCACAAGGACCAUUGAUGUUUGAUCCAGCCGAGUUCACAGCAAGUAGGACAUCAUAUCAACCAGGGUCAAUAGGUCGACUAUCGCGCAGACCAUACCCUUCCUAAAGAUAAUUUAUACAUAGUUUUUGUAGUCUUUUUUUCCUUUUCCCCUUCUUCUUUUUAUGUUUCUAUUAAUGAACUUCCUGGAUCUUCAGUGAUACUCAAUUUUCCAAGAGGUGGUUUAGAUGUGUACAUCUGAUGUAUAUACUGAAUGAUCUACCUGUCUUCAGAGUGUUAUUUACAGUAUUGAUUUGUUCAGUUUUCACUAGACUUAUAAGUGGUAAUCGAGUGUGAAUCUUCUCAAGCGUGUAAAAAAAAUAAUAAUUAUGGUUCGUUCUUCGCAAAAAAUUUGGUUUUUAGCUCAUCGACCGGUUGAUCCUAAAAACCAUCAUUUGAAGAUCUACCCAACAAGAAAAUUUACCAUUAUAGUGGAAGACUUGUUUUUAUUGCUUUGAAGCAGUAUGUGGUGGGUUGACUGAGAAACACGUGUGGAGUGAAACAAAACAUUUUCCUGGUAAUCAAACAAUUAGUGUUAUUAGAAUAUUUGGUAGUUUUUAAGUUAUGAAUGGCUUAUACAGUAUGUGAUAUGAUGGGGAAUUGUAUUAGGCUAAAAUGUGAAUGAAGUUCUAUUUGGGAUUGUGUAAAGAAAAGAAAAGAAAAAUUACCCCUAAUGAUGAGUAGUCCGGAAUACUUUAAGGUGAUCGUUUUUGUGAAUAAUUUGGUUAAAAAUACUUACUUUAAUCAAUAUUGCGUUUAUAAAGAGAAUAUAUUAUCAAGCUCUGGUUUGGGGAAUGAAAAUAAAGACGUAUAUAUAUAUAUAAUUCUUUUUGUAUGUGUGUACAGCUGAAAGUGUCUUAUCAUUAGCAAGAUGUUUUUCUCCUUAUUAACGUCUCAGACAUAUGAAGCAUAGCACACAAAAAAUGUAAAAAUAAGCAAUCAUGAAACUAAUGAUAAUAUGCUAAUGUAGAAAAAUGGGUAAAUAUACAGAUUUCUACACA